Torulaspora delbrueckii is the source of this 1176-nucleotide messenger RNA. RefSeq names its product Cst6p (gene CST6). The coding region runs from base 1 to 1176 and encodes 391 amino acids. The transcript has a single exon. The record is from RefSeq and is a predicted model, not a curated record. Gene Ontology annotation, biological process: regulation of transcription by RNA polymerase II. Gene Ontology annotation, molecular function: DNA-binding transcription factor activity, RNA polymerase II-specific; RNA polymerase II cis-regulatory region sequence-specific DNA binding. NCBI's taxonomy places the organism in Eukaryota, Fungi, Ascomycota, Saccharomycetes, Saccharomycetales, Saccharomycetaceae.
AUGGAUGAACACGACCGUCACGUGCAGGUGGCUCAUGGAGUUCCUUUUAGAGGGAGCACAGCAGUGCCAGACGGCAAUCUUGUACAUUCACAACAGCAACAGUUGCCUCAUGCUGCGAUUGAUCACCAACAGGUUCCCUUUGGGGAUAUGAUGAUGCAUAAUGAGUAUCUUCCUACGGAUAGUACACAUACCAAUGGCAAUGGAUUGAUGGCCAAUGGAACAGCAGAUUCCAGAAAUGUUCUGUUGGCAAUGACAAUGAAUAAUCCGCAUUUGUUGACGGAUCCAUCGAUUCAGGAAACUUUAUCACCAUUUUUUCAGCCGUUUGGUGUUGAUGUAUCGCAUUUGCCUAUGACAAACCCUCCAAUCUUUCAGAGUUCACUGACAAGGUACGAUGAGCCCGUGAGAAGGAGAAGAAUAUCGAUCUCGAACGGUCAAAUUAGUCAAUUGGGUGAAGACUUAGAGACAGUGGAAAACUUAUACAAUACACAACCUCCGCCUUUACCACCGCGGUUUGACCAACAACACGCAGCGAAACCUUUUUUUGAAUCUUCCUCGGUUUCGGGAGAGAACUCGAAGAAUGUAUUGAUACAUAUACAAGACAAUGGCGAAGGAACGCAAGGACAUUCCAAUGUAUUACCCACAAUACCGCCAUGGCAAUCUAAUAAUCCGGUCAAGGAGGAAGAGCCAAAAUCUCUGGCAAGCCUUUUACAGGAUAAUCAAGGCCCUUUGAGUACCAAUGGAAACCCUGAUCCACUUCCCACAGCUGAACUGAGCAGAAACACUUCAACGUCAUCUUCUUCAUCUCAAUUCCAAGGAUACCAAGGACAAUACGGAUCGAAUCGAAUGGAACCAAUGCCGGGGACAAAUGCAUGGAAGAGAGCUAGACUCCUUGAGAGGAACAGGAUAGCUGCCUCAAAAUGUCGGCAGAGGAAGAAAGUGGCUCAAUUGCAAUUACAGCAGGAGUUUGACGUAAUGAGUAAGGAAAACAGGAUGAUGAGAAAGAAACUUGAUUACUACGAGAAAUUGGUAUUGAAGUUUAAGAGAUUUUCAGAAGCACAUAUGAAAAAAUGCACUGACAUGCAAUCUUUCAGCAUCAUCGAAGAAAUGCUCAUGAUAGAUUCAGGCAUAAGGGAAGUAGACAAGGAUGGUCUGGUAGUUAAGAUCGAGGAGAAAUGA